AUGACUUGGUACAAGAUCCUUCCCGACGAGUCCAUCACGUCCUGGAAAGGGCUCGGAAAGCUUUUCUCCCGACACUUCACGACUUCCCGCAGACAUCCAAAGUCGGAAGCCUCCCUGAAGGCCAUCAUCCAGGGGAAGGACGAAUCACUCCGAGCCUACAUAGAGAGGUUCAACAAAGAGGCCAUGCAGGUGUCCAUGACUGUCCAUAUGAAAAAAUUCCUGCUCGAACGAGGCCUCCGACCACGUUCAGAUUUCGCCAAAGCCGUCGGGAUCGAGACACCGGCCACUUUGGACGCAUUCUUUCUCAAAGCCCAUAUGUAUAUACAGUAUGAGGAAAAAGAAGCCGCUCAUGCGGUCCGCAACUCGACACUUGAAGAAAACACCAAAGGCGCCCGCCGGGGAUCCGAUAAGAAAAAAGAAGACAAAGGUCGGGAUCCUAAGGACUACAAAGGCCCAGCAAGGAAGUUCCGGGAAUACACCCCACUAAACACAUCUAGGGAGCGCAUCCUGAACGAAUGGGCAAACAUCGAAUUUCAAACGGGCAAUGUCCGCUUUCCAAAAUCCAUGUCUGCACGGCCAAACAUGGACAAAUCAAAGUUUUGUCGUUUCCACAAAGGCCACGGGCACAACAUCGAGGAUUGCAUCCACCUAAAGGACGCGAUAGAAAUAUUGAUCAGAGAAGGACACCUGAAACAAUACGCAAAAAAACAAGAGGCUGCCAAGGAAGCCAAACCGGCCACCGAGGAAAAGCCUGCUGAGGACACGCCCGCCAUGCAAGUGGCGAUGAGCAUCACCAGACCAGAGGACUUUUACCUCCCCGACUGGGCGAAAAUGUCCCCCCCUCUCUCUUCUCGCAGUCCUUGGGAGUUCUUCCCUUCUGCCAUGGUCAUCUCCGGGGGAGGGUUCAGCAAACUAACCGUCGGAUCUGUAAAACGAAAGUUCAACGAGUUCAUUUAA
Messenger RNA from Vicia villosa (hairy vetch), 957 nucleotides. RefSeq lists its product as uncharacterized. NCBI's taxonomy places the organism in Eukaryota, Viridiplantae, Streptophyta, Magnoliopsida, Fabales, Fabaceae. The transcript has a single exon. The record is from RefSeq and is a predicted model, not a curated record. Bases 1 to 957 code for a protein of 318 amino acids.